Ichthyophthirius multifiliis is the source of this 1338-nucleotide messenger RNA. RefSeq lists its product as hypothetical. The record is from RefSeq and is a predicted model, not a curated record. Lineage: Eukaryota; Ciliophora; Oligohymenophorea; Hymenostomatida. The transcript has 4 exons. Gene Ontology annotation, biological process: negative regulation of centriole replication; protein autoubiquitination. Gene Ontology annotation, molecular function: zinc ion binding; ubiquitin protein ligase binding; ubiquitin protein ligase activity. Gene Ontology annotation, cellular component: aggresome; peroxisome.
AUGAGUAGUAAAGAAAAAAAGUAGCCAUCAAACAAAAGUGUCGAUAAAAAAGACAAAAGUGUCGAUAAAAAAGACAAAAGUGUCGAUAAAAAAGACAAAAGUGAUGAUAAAAAAGAAAAAAGUAUUGAUAAAAAGGAUAAAAGCAUUGAUAAAAAAGAUAAAGAUAAAAAAAAGAAAGAUAGCGAUAAAGAAAAUAAAUAUAAUAAAUUUUGUGUUCACCAUUCUUCUGAAUUAGUAUAUUAUUGCGAAUCCUGUGAAGAGCCCAUAUGCCGUAAUUGUACUAAACUAGGCCCUCAUAACAAUUAACUCCACCGCAUAAAUACCCUCGAAGAAGCUUACAAAUCUCGUGUAAGUAACCUAUCAGAAUUAAUAAAAGGUAACCUUUUAUAAAAGCGUGAUUAACUUUUGGCUUAAAUUCACCGUAUAGAAUACCGUAUUGAGGAGAUAAAAUACAUUAAAUAAAUAAUCGAGCGUGAUGUCCGAAACGAAUACGCUUCCAUAAUUGAGAAUUUGAAAUAGGCAGAAGGAAAAAAGCUAGCUAUAUUAUAACAUGAAAUGGCUGAAUUGUAAAAAGACUUGGAUAAAAUAAAUGAUUUGGGUAAUAGUUUCAGUAAUUUUGUAAAUAAUCCAAAUGAUCCUGUUUCUUUUUUAAUAAAUGCAUAAACAAUUCACGAAAAUAUAGAAUUUUUAGUUGCUAAACCAUUCAAGACUAAUAUUGAUGUUUAUCCGUAUGAUUUACCCAGGUAAUUGACUGAUUUACGUUUAUAAUUAUAAAAAGCAGAUGCUUAAAAUUCACUAAUAGAGUUUAAAAAUUAAAUUAUUUGGAAAUUAUUGGAAGAUAGAAAAAAAACUGAAAUCGAUAUUAAAUAAAAUAUGGAAAACGCAGCAAAUAAUGAAAUCGCAGAAUGGGCAAAAUUAACAGAUAAAUUUGCAUAAGAACUUCAAAAAUAUUCAUUAGUUUGUUACUAUUGUGGAGUACCUAUGGAAUACAAUAGUGUAAAUAAAAAAUGCGCUAUUAAUGUUAAAUUAUAAGAAGAAACAUUUUAAGGAUAUACCCUUAAAGUUCCUGAUGCUAAAUAUAAUGGAAAUCAUAGACAUUUCUUUAGUAAACCUAAAGGAGAUUUAGUAGACUUACUAAAUGAAGGUAAAUAAUUAGAAACUAUUAACUAAAUUUAAUUUAUUUAUAUUAUUACGGAAAUCAUUGGAAUAAAAUAAGAUGAAGCCGAUUAAUUAAGAAAAUUUUUCGAUCCUAAAAAUACUAAUUAAAUAAUUUAUGAAGAUGUUUUAGAAGUAUUUAAUGACCCUUCUUUAGUUGAUUAAAUAUAUGAAAAAUAUUGA